Messenger RNA from Rotaria socialis, 2736 nucleotides. Lineage: Eukaryota; Metazoa; Rotifera; Eurotatoria; Philodinida; Philodinidae. The record is from the annotation of a GenBank genome assembly.
AUGGCUGCUACAUCCUAUUCAACAUUGCCUCCUAGUACGUAUGUUGGUUAUGGAUCGAGACCUGAUCCCUAUCAAUCAACUAGUUUUGGUGCACUUGAUGCAAGUUCAGGCCCGUUAGCAUCACAUCCUUAUCAAUAUGAAACAAGUAGUUUCAAUGUUAAUCCUGCUGAUAAUCAACAAGUAAAAUUGCACGCAUAUUCAAGUUCGAAAGCACCCGUUAAAAUCGAUAGACCAAUAGAUGCGAAUAGAAAGACUAAUAGUAAUAAUAAUAAUAAUAAUAAUAAUAAUAAUAAUACAAGUUAUGAUAAGAUGACUAUUGCACAAACAUCACAGAGAACAAAUACGAACACUCAACAAGUGGCAUCUAAGAACCAACAACAGAAUUCACACGGGUACAAAACACAGCAACGUCCACAAGUUGUCGACGAUAGCCAGUCCAAUCGAUCUCAAACACAUCUCAUUCGGUCUGAACUUCAAAUCUCAGGUCAUAAUCCCAAAGAGCAACAACAACAACUUAAAACGCAACCACCUCUACAAGCAAAUUUUACUCGAUCUGAGCAUCAAAUGCCCAAAGGUCGUGCAACACCUCCGAUUCAACAUCGUUCUUUAUCCAAUGGUCCGAAUAAUAAUAAUAAUAAUACUUUUAAUGAUCCAUCAACGAAAACGAGUAGUUUCUUGCUAGACUUGAAACCUACGAAAUCAAGUGUUAUGCGAGCUGCAGCUAUAAAACACAAAGAAAAAAGCCUUGAAAAAAAACGUCAAGAUCAAUAUUUUCCGACAAGUGAAAAUAAACCUAAAUUUCACCAUGACAGUCCGAAAACAGAUAUUGGACAUAGCAGAAAAGAAAAACCAGUUCGUGACAAAAAACAAUCUCAUUCAGUACCAAAACAACAUACAAGUCGUCGUGAUGAACAUCGUGAACACGACAACAAAAGCUCGGGCGACGAAGGUCAGCAUAGACAACAUCAUCGAAGUAAAUCUCAGAAGAAAACAAAAUUUUCUGAUGAACAUCAUGAGAAACAUCUACAUCUUCCUCCAAUUCGUCGUGGUCGAUUACUACCCUAUCAAGAUCCCUUCGUAGAUUACCCAUUACCUCCUGGUCAUCAUCUAGGAGGACAAUAUCCAUACCCUGAUUACUAUCCACCCUAUGGACCUUAUCCUGGCCCAUACGGUGGUCAUCAUUUGUAUGGAGAACAUGGUGAUAUUCCACCUUAUCUUCCACCUUAUCAUGAUCCUUAUGAUCCAUUUUUUGAUUAUCAAAAACGAAGAGCUAAACCAAAACGACCUACAGAUAAACAUGAUGCUCAUAGUGAUCAUGACGAACGCAAUGGUCGCGCAAAUGGAUAUGAAACUGAACCUGACGAUCGUGCUAAAAGUCAACUAUCAAGAAAAAGUAAAAGUAAACAUUCAACUCAUGAUACUGGUGGUCGAAAAAGUCGUCGUGACGAUGAAGAAUAUUCGCGAACAAAUUGGCCGCCAGGAUAUUAUCAUUCACAACUUUAUCAUGGUCAAGAUAUGCUUGAAAUUUGGCGUCAAGAACGCAACGAUUAUUUAAAGAGAAAAUUCAAACCAUCGAUUCACGAUGUUCUUUAUUCUCAACAAUUUAUGAAAGCAGAUGGUUAUUUAGAAAAUCAACGACGACGUGUAUUACGUGAUGCACAAGGUUAUUAUUUUCCAUAUAAAAAAUACACAUUGAAAGAUUAUAAAGAUAUACAAAAAUUGAACGUACAAAAUCCAUUUGCUGAAGUUAACGAAGCUGUUAUUGAUCGAAAAGAACGUGCGAGAAAACGUCAAGAAUAUGGAGCACAAGUUGAACGACAAAUGGUAGAUAAUCCUGGAACACGCCAAAUACCACCACGUGAAAUGGCACCUCGAGAACCGUGGCAUUUAAGUAAUUCGGACAUACGUGAGCUUGAAAAAGCAGCAUCAAAAAGAGAACGAGCUCUUGAAUAUGCUAAAGAGCAAGUAAAAUAUCAGCCAAUGGAUUCAACAAGAGAUUAUCAUGCAGAUGAUUCUAAUGAACGACAUGCAGAUGAUUAUUUGCCAAGACAGCAUAAUGAUCAUGACAGAUCAAUGCUUGCUUAUGCCGAGAUAGUACCGGUUACGCAACGUAGUAAACGUAAUCGUGCAUGUUUUGCCGAACUAAAAUGUGGAGAUAAAUCGGAGAAUUUAUCGAUUUCUGUUGAAGGUCUACCAGGUUUACGAGGACCACCGGGACCACCAGGUCCACCCGGGCCAAUGGGUCUACAAGGUUUUACAGGUCCACCUGGUCGUGAUGGUUUUAUUGAACGUCCACCUUCAUUUUAUGCUGAAUUACGACGUUUAUUUACUACAAAAAAUACUGACAGUAUACUUCGACCGUGGAUAUUAAACGAAGCAGUCAAUGCGCCGGAUGUAUCAUAUUAUUUCUCACAAGAAAAUGGUAUAUUUACUGUUCCGACCAAUGGUCUUUAUCAUUUUUUUCUUACGAUAUCUAUUUCGAAAGCUAAGGCAUCAGUUUACAUUGCUCGAAAUGGAGAAAGUGUACGAAACGUAUGGGUCGAAUCAGUAGCAACAAUAAAUAAUGAAACAUUAGCAUGGGGUUGGGCGAGUGGUUCCGUUGAUUGUCUUCUCUAUUGCCAAACAGGUGAUCAAAUAAAUGUUAUUGCUGCUUAUCGUCCUAAUGAAAAUUUCAAUUCUCAAGUGUUCGGUUAUUCCUAUUCAACAUUCUCUGGAUAUAUGUUAUAUAAUGUUUAG